AUCAGAUAAUCGUGAAAAAUUGUCCCAGAGGUUUGUUACGGCAAAAUAAAACCUUGCCAUAGCAUUGCUAACCUGAAAACUACUCCCAACAGAAACGAGCCAAAAUGUUUGCCCGUGCCGCUAACGUAACCCGCACCGGUAUGACCAAUCUGGUCCGAUACUCCCACUCGCACGGUGGAAUCCCUGGCGAGAACCUUCCGUUCAGUCUGACCAACCGGUACAAGCUGACUGCUAUGUUCAUCGUGUUCUUCGGUUCCGGACUGGGCGCUCCAUUCUUCAUUCUCAGACAUCAGCUGUUGAAGAAGUAAGAAGGGUCCUGUUGGUUUUGAAAUGAUGGCCCGCACAAUCUGGCCCUCUUCAUCUGUUAGUGAGUUUGAACGAUAUGUUAUCCCGCAAAAGGAUGAAGUAACGCAAUAAAAUCAUCCAAAAUCUGGUGCGCUAUAAUACCACACACACCUAGACAAAAGGUAUUUUCGAAGUUAUUUCUCGCGAUUACCGGGCUUCUAAGUCUCUCCCCCUGGCUUUUC
Molecule: messenger RNA, 527 nt
Organism: Anopheles moucheti
Lineage: Eukaryota; Metazoa; Arthropoda; Insecta; Diptera; Culicidae
Product: cytochrome c oxidase subunit 7C, mitochondrial-like
Exons: 2
Coding region: 105-308 (67 amino acids)
Biological process (GO): mitochondrial electron transport, cytochrome c to oxygen
Source: RefSeq, a predicted model, not a curated record